Scomber scombrus (Atlantic mackerel) is the source of this 3549-nucleotide messenger RNA. It is a transcript of the gene pdgfba, whose product is annotated as platelet-derived growth factor beta polypeptide a. Gene Ontology annotation, molecular function: platelet-derived growth factor receptor binding; growth factor activity. The transcript is spliced from 7 exons. Gene Ontology annotation, cellular component: membrane. The coding region runs from base 806 to 2521 and encodes 571 amino acids. Lineage: Eukaryota; Metazoa; Chordata; Actinopteri; Scombriformes; Scombridae. Gene Ontology annotation, biological process: positive regulation of MAP kinase activity; positive regulation of phosphatidylinositol 3-kinase/protein kinase B signal transduction; positive regulation of protein autophosphorylation. The record is from RefSeq and is a predicted model, not a curated record.
UCAAGACGCAACCAGAGAGCAGAAGCGCGUGAGGCGAGAACAACCUGAUCCAGGGAGGCUGAAAACGGAGAAACGCCAAGAGAGAGAACAGAGAGACCGACAGGGAGGUGCAUGAGAAUAGAGACACGCUUAAGAUAAAAAAUCCAUAUUUCCAGUCAAGUGAAUCGCGCUGUAGUGAGAAUAAUCUGAAUUUUGACAGUUGAGCGUCCAGAGAAUUACGCAUUCGAGGGUGAACCAACUUUUACGCACGGAUCUUUGGAGAUGAGGGGUGUCACUUAUGAGGAGACUGCUGCAUUGUUGAACAAUUUGACUGCGAUUUAAGGACCAGAGCUCGGAGUCUGAUCAUCUUUGAGUGGAGCUUUGACUGAAGAGUGGACACAUGUCAAUUUAUCUUUAAUUAUACAUUUGGAGACGUUUUUGGAUUCGCAGCAGGAGCUUAUUGGGACUGUCUCUUACACCGCAGAUUGAUAUAAUAGGAACUGAGUGGCUGAAGCUUUCGUGUAUCAUAACACCUUGCAUUACGCACCUGUCCUAGAGUACCCUUGACGUCUCCUUUUGAGAGUUUUCAAAACACGAGUAUAGACAGAUUCAGACGUCUAGCCUGCGUGUGAGUCAGCGUGAGCAAACAUUUGGACAAGCGGCGCACAUAGGCAGUGACACAUUUGGGAUAUAUAACAGUGCGUGCCUUGCACAAGCGGGCAGCUCACAACAACACCGGGACGAGGCUCGGUGCUGCCGGGGGAUUGGACACCGAGGUGCUAAAUGCCCAGCCGGUCGCUUGCGGCUCUUCAGGCUGGGCGGCAACAUGAGAUCCUGGGUCCUGCUGCUGCUACUGGCUGCGCUUUCAGCGGCCCGUCUGCGGCUUGGCAGCGCUGAGGGCGAUCCGCUCCCUACGUCGCUGGUCGACCUGGUGAGGAACUCUCCCAUCUCCUCUGUGGAUGACCUCAAGCUGUUGCUGCAGCAGGAGACUAAUGCAAUAGAAGAGGAAGAAGACGAGCAUGAUAUUCUCACAAACCACACCCACGGCCGAUACACUAGAAGUCUUGUGGAUGCACCGCAAGCUCAGCAGGCGGCGUGUAAAGUUAGGACCGAGGUGAUGGAGGUGACGAGGUCCAUGCUGGACCGCCGUAACGCCAACUUCCUGCUGUGGCCGCUCUGCGUGGAGGUGCAACGAUGUUCGGGCUGCUGCAACAGCAGGCUGCUGCAGUGCGUCCCCACUGUCACCUCCAGCAGAUACCUACAGGUGUUUAAGAUCCAGUACAUAAACAGGAAAGUCCACUACGACAAAGCCAUCAUCUCGGUGGAAGACCACGUCAGCUGCAGGUGUCAAGCUUCUUCAUCGUCCUCCUCGUCUUCUUCAUCUUCUUCGUCCUCUUCCUCCUCCAGUGUUCCCAUCUCUCACACCACAGCUCAGAGCAACCCCAACCCCCCUCCUCCUCCUCCACCUCCACCACAGCAGCCUCCCCCGUCCUCCCACCUCCCACGGACCGCCCAUCCUGCUCCAACCAAGACUCACACCUCCAAGGCUGACCUCCAUCGCCACGACGACCUGAAGCACAACCAGCAGCACUACCGCACUGAGGAGCGUGAGCCGGUGGCGAGGCAGUGGCAGCAGGGGAGCUACACCCAGCUGGUGCACUGGACGCAACCUAGGGUGCACCAGGCACCAACGCACGUGCAGGCGGGGGUGCACCAGCCAAUUACUGGGGUGCUCAGGCCGGUCAGCAGCUGGCCAUCUGAAGCGAGGGGGGAGCACAGUAUUAAGGCAGGUGCUCAGCCGGUUGGGCAAGGGAGCGGAUAUGAAGGGAGCAGGGAGGAGGGCAGCGUGGGCGUAGCAAACAGCGGCAGUGGCGUGCAUCAUCCCGAUCAUGCACAGAGGCAGCAGCAGUUGUUACAGCAUCAGCAGAAAUAUCAUCACCAACAGCCCAAUCAUCAGACGCCGUUUCAGCCAUAUAACCGCGGAGGAUCAGAGGAUUAUCACCUCAAUACUCCCCAAUCAGACAGCGCCUCUGCACUUGUUAAACCAACCCAGUCGCCCAAAUUAGAACAAAACCCCACCUCUCCUGAACCCACCAAACAGAAAGACUCAGUGACCAGCCAAAAAAAUAUAGAGGUCACAAAUCAAAAACAGACGAAGACUGAAACAGCUAGUCAUAAACAAGGGAACGAGAGGGAGGAAAGCGGGUCAGCCAAUAGCGGGGACUCGGCCGGGGCGGAGCUGGCCAAUCAGGGACAGAAAAAAGACUCUAAAGUGACCAGUGGGGACGGUCAUUUAACAGAAGAGGAGAGGAGGCUGAAACUUCUGGAGAUGGUACAGAGGGAACCAGACCCACAGACUCAUCUUCAUCCACAUCAUCCUCAGCAAAGACCAAAGCCAACCACAUUUAAAACAGUCGUCUCUACUGCGGCUCCUGUGUCACUGUCAGCCCGUCAGGCUCCGUUCCGACCGGCCUCGCCUCGCCGCAGGAGGAAACACCGCAAACGCAUCAGCAAAGCAGCCAUGAGAGCCAUGAUCAUGUAGAGCUGCAGGAAGCUGUAAAGCUAACCAAAAGCUUGAGGCCAAACAAACUGCUCCAAAGGGAUAUGGAGAUACUGGAAUAAUGGGAUUUUUCACUGUGGAAAGACCCGAUACACCUGGUGGACACUGCUGCUGUUUUCAACAGACAGUUGCACAAAUCACCUCUUCCGCUCCACUCAUGAGGACCGGAUGUUGUUUGGCUUUCGCCGAUUGUCCAACUUCAUGGAUAUAAUAUGAGUGUAAUCUUAUAAACUCCUUGGACUGGAGGAUAUUUGCCACACUAAACACUGGAAUUCAUAUGUAUGAACCACAAGUCCCAUUACUGUGGAUCGAUGGACGUCAAUCAGAUGCCCAAGGCUAGACUGGUGGUCUCUUUGACAGCCAUUGAUUGGCUGCUUGAACACUUUUGACUUCCACCUCAACUACUGAUUGGUGAACAUGAUUAUGACUUGGACUUGUAAGUCAUAAUAUGGAGCUCAAGUUGACUUGAGAGUGAGACUGGAGAUAUGGAGAACUAGAUUUCUACAUUGGGACGAUUACUGGAAACUGAAAAGUGCAGCUCAGACCUUAAUGCCAAACAUUACUGUUAUUCUGCAAAUCUGUAUCUAACACUGGAGUAGCCAUUCACUGAUCAUACUACAUUGACUUUAGAAAUGUGCUCUAUGGUGUACUGUAGCUUAACGUACUGGAAAAUAUUGAUAACCUACUCAUAUUGUUCUACUGCCAGAUCAAAUGGAAUAACAACCAAAUGCCUGCCUAGAUAACAUGCUAUGAAUAUCCACAUUAAAACAAGUCUUAAAGACCUGGCUUUUAGAGAUCGCUGUGAGCCAGUUAUAGCCAACACUGUAUGUAUAAAUGCUUUUAGAGAAUGAUUUCUGGGGGAAAAAAGAAAAAAACUUUAUUUCUUAACUUAUUUAAAAGGACGAUAUGAAGUCCUCCAGUUCUCAAGUGUAAUUAUUGUUGCAGAUUAUAAUUAUUGGUUGUACACUGUUAAUGAAUGUUAUUUUUAAUAUAAAAUAAAAAUGUUCAAC